AUGCACAUCCACAACAUCGCCACCAUCGCCGUCCUCGCAAUGGGCUACCUAUCUCACGAAGCAACGGCCAAGAUCGCGAUAGGCUGGCGCGAGAAAGACGAGGCGAAGGUAAUCUGGGUCGGCACAACCCCCCUCCCCAAAAACGACUGCCAAACCAACUACGCCACCCAACACCACGUCUUCUCCUCCUCCUCAUCCCAAUCCAUCUGCAACAGCCCCACCUCACCCGGUCUCAAAUCCGCCCCCUUCAAGCUGAAGCGCGGCGACGGCGCCCUGUCCUCCUUCGAGAUGCACUGCGCGCGGCGCGUGGACCGCGACACCGGCGUCGAGGGCGCCCCGCUCCUGGCCCUGUGCCGCCUCGACGACUACCAGUGCGUCCAGUGCGAGAUGGAGGCCGCCGACCCCUUCGACGGCCACUGCGGCCUGCAUCUCGAGAUGUCGUGCUGGGAGUAG
This is a messenger RNA of Hypoxylon fragiforme, 453 nucleotides long. RefSeq lists its product as uncharacterized. Lineage: Eukaryota; Fungi; Ascomycota; Sordariomycetes; Xylariales; Hypoxylaceae. The transcript has 2 exons. The record is from RefSeq and is a predicted model, not a curated record. The coding region runs from base 1 to 453 and encodes 150 amino acids.